AUGACCAAUAACAGCAGCUCACCUGGCGUAUGGGAGACCUCUGAUUGGUCCGAGUCAGGCCAGUGCCCGCCCUCAGUGGGCGGGGCCACAUUCCUUAUUGUGGCCUACAGCACGGUGAUCGCGGUGGGGUUGCUAGGCAACGUGGGCCUGGUGUUCAUCAUUGGGCGGCAGAAGGAGCUGCGUAACGUCACCAACAUUCUGAUCGCCAACUUGUCCUGCUCGGACAUCCUGAUGUGUGUGGUGUGUCUGCCCGUCACCGUCAUCUACACUCUAAUGGACCGCUGGGUACUGGGGGAGGCACUCUGCAAGGUGAGAACACAGUUCCUGCGCCUGUAUGUUUGUUGGAUAACCGUUCCAUGUUUGUUUGUGUCUGUAAUCCAUCUUUUUUCUCCUCCCUCUCCCUCUCUUCUCCCUUAUAUAUCUCCUCUCUUUCCUCUCAGGUCACUCCAUUCGUACAGUGCGUGUCAGUGACGGUGUCUAUAUUCUCCCUGGUGUUGAUUGCGUUGGAGCGCCAUCAGUUGAUCCUGCACCCUACUGGCUGGUCCCCAGCAGCAGGCCACUCCUACCUGGCCGUAGGUCUCACCUGGUUGGUCGCCUGCUUCAUAUCCCUCCCCUUCCUGUCCUACAACAUCCUGACCGACGAUCCCUUCCAGAAUCUCACCCUGCCCGCCAACCCCUUCAGGUGAGUCAGUGUGUGUGUGUGUGUGUGUGUGUGUGUGUGUGUUUGAUUGUGCGUGCCAGAUGUAGCACUCUCUCUCUCUCUCUAUCUCUCGCUCUCUCUCCUCAGAGACCAUGUGAUCUGUAUGGAGAAAUGGCCGACAGAUAGACACCGUCUGGCCUACACCACCUUCCUGCUGCUGUUCCAGUACUGUGUCCCUCUGCUAUUGGUGCUGCUCUGCUACCUCCGCAUCUUCCUACGCCUACGUCGACGCAGGUGACACACACAUGCACGCACACACACACGUGCAUGCACACUCACACGCAAGCAAGCAGGCACACACGCACACACACACACACAGGACAGUCAAAGAAUUGGCAAAUUAAUGAGUCCGUGAAUAGUCAAUGAAGUCAUUGUGGAGAAAAGUUGAAGACAAAUGAUAGUCUGCCUACUAAGACGCAGGUAAUACAUCAGGACAGGAUUCAAUGAAUGGUAGUCAAUGAAUUACCAAUGAUGAAUAGGAGAAUGAAACAAAUGAAUGAGUGCCGUAGUAGUCCAAUGAUAAUCAAAGAGGAUAGCCAGUGAACAAUUCAUGAGUAAAUGUAAAUGUUCAUGAAGUUAACGAGUACCUGGUAUAGUGUGGUAUAAAUCCCAUCCAUGUAGUCCGUUCCUGUGGCCCCCCAGUGAUCAAACAAAAGUAAAGAACAUAUGCGUAAAGAACAAAUAAACAGACUAUGAAAACAAAAGUCCAUUCCUGUGUUUCUCCCAUCCAGGGACAUGGUGGAGCGGAGCCGGAAGGCCCGAGGUGCCCAGAGGAUCAAUGCUAUGCUGGCGGUCAUCGUAGCCGCCUUCGCCCUUUGCUGGCUGCCGCUCAACGUGUUCAACACGAUAUUUGACUGGCACCACCAGGUGCUGCCCGCCUGCCAGCACGAUGCUUUGUUCUCUGCCUGCCACCUCACCGCCAUGGCCUCCACCUGUGUCAACCCUGUGGUGAGUGGACUGGACUAGAAUUUAAUUUCUUUGAACUUCACUUAAUUGAAUUUAACUGAAUUGAAAUUAACUUAAUUUAAUUGAACUCAACUGUAUUGAUAAACAUUUGGGAAAUGGAAAUGUCAUUACAAACAUAUUAAUGUGCUGGUGCUCUACAUUAAAACAUUUUCUACACACACACACACACACACACACACACACACACACACACACACACACACACAGGUGUACGGCUUCCUGAAUAGUAACUUCCAAAAGGAGUUGAAGGUUCAGCUGCAGCGCUGCCACUGUGGCCUGGGGGCGCCAGAGAGCUAUGAGAAUUUCCCGCUCUCUACCGUCGGCAGUGAUGGGAUCACCAAGAUGUCGAUGCUGAACCGGGCAGGGUCAAUGAGCACCGCGCUGCCGCCACGGGGCGAGCCCAGUGUUAGCAUAUGCAGCUAA
Messenger RNA from Coregonus sp. 'balchen', 2089 nucleotides. The record is from the annotation of a GenBank genome assembly. Lineage: Eukaryota; Metazoa; Chordata; Actinopteri; Salmoniformes; Salmonidae.